UCUCCGUAAAAAUAUUUCUACCAUUGUGCACAAGAAAAGGAAGGUAGCACUUAAUAUUAACCGGUCAUCCCCUUUGAGUCAAAGUCCUUUUUAAACGUGUUCUAGUUUAGUUCUUUGUGGGCAACGGGUCUCCACCUGACGCAUUGGGUAUUCUUACCCCCUGAUCAGAGCACGUGUCCUCGUGUACUCGACAUAAAGUUAAGAAGCUCAGAAACCUUUAAAGUUUAAGCCAUUUGUCAAACCCCUUUCUGUGUCAAAAGGACCACUGCCGGGCACGUAAUUCACGCAUGACGAGAUGGAGCUUUAAUUUGAGUGAGGGAUGUUACUCUAUAAAGGGCGGACGAUCGAGUUUUGUUUUAGAAUGACAAUCAAGACUUUCUCUUUAAAGGCCUAAGAGUUUGAUUCUCUUUUUAUGAACUUGUCUUGUCCUCUGCAGUUCAAAUUACAAAUUGGCUUAUGAAUCUUCAAUUAAAGUAGCAGAAGGCGAGACUCGUCGCUCCACCGAUCCAUUAAACUGUGACCCACGAAUAUUUUGGGCUCUCAUUAUCCGUUUAUUCCAGGGUAUUGAAUAAUGAAAGUAAGAAGUACAUGUACAGUUUGAGAAUUUAUCAGAUUGCAUUUUCGAUAGUAACUAUAAGUGCAGUAGUAAAUUCACUUUAGGGGAUUUUUUUAAUUGAAAACAAGCGUUGAAAACAAGUACCGCGUAUUUUGAAAAGGUCAACAAGAACAAUCGAGGAAAAUGAAGCCAAGUGGAAACAAGUGACAUAUACCCAACUUUCAAUAAAGCCAGGCGAGAAUUCUUUUACAUGAGUGCACCUUACAAAAGCUCCAUUAAAAUUCUUGUAUCCAGCUGCUCAAGGCUUCGCAUAAAGCGUCUUGCAUAACUGGUAACUUGUGAUUGUAAGAUGCGGAAAUAUACCUUCUUGUACUGGUCAUUGCUAUUACCCUCCCUAGAGGCAAAGUAAUUUGUGUGUUUUCUGGAUUGGGUCGGUCUUGUUACUCGCUGCAAAUACUUCUAACAUUGUCUACAAGACGCACUAGAAAUAUUCAAACUUACUGGCCAUCUAUUUCCCGUUUAUGUUAUUUUGAUUGAUGCCAAAUCGAACAGAUUGAUUUCUAAUGGCCCAAGAAUUAGUUCUCCCUUCGUGAAAUGCUGGUACCUGGUUUAUAUUAGAAAAAGAUUAAGGAAUCUCCAGAAAAUUAAGUAAAAACAGGCGAGACUCCUCGUUUCUCCGUUGUACAGUGUUCCACGAAUAUUCUGGGCUUCCUCUUGAGUAAAAACAAGUACUGCAUAUCUUGAAAAGGUCAGCGAAAACAAUGGUGGAAAGUGAAGCCAACUGGAAACAACUGACAGAUUUCCAACUAUUAAUCAAGCUACCGAUAAUUCUUUUGUGCUGAUGCAUCUUAAGAAACUCUGCAUUUAAAUUAUUGUAUCAAGCUCCAUCCUGUUGAGCCGACACAAGGUGUGGCGUUGAAUCAUCUCGCAGAACUAAAGUUAUUUGCGACCUGAAAAUGAAGCUCUGGCUAUUUCUCAUCGUUUGCUAUGUUCCAGCGUCAUUCUCAGCCUUGCCUUGCGGUUACACUACUUGGAGUUGCUGGUCUUACUGUGACGCUUCUUGUGGAGAUAAAGUUCAAUCUCGUGAAAGAAGCUGUACGAAUCCCCCUCCUUCAUUACCCGGGUUUGAUUGUAGCGGACUGGGUCCCUCGAUAGAAGUACGUCAAUGCUACGGACCAACAGAUCAAAUAGAUGUCGAUGGGGGAUACAACAACUGGGGACUGUGGUCUGAGUGCACCAAGGAUUGCGGAGGAGGAGUACAGUACCGCACAAGGUGGUGUGUAGAUCCUCACCCUCAAGGAAAGGGGAAGGAAUGCUCAGAACAGAAAGAACUUGGACCAGCUAUAAAAAGUCGAUCAUGCAAUGAACAUGACUGCAGAGAAGAACCGACCAAGGAACCAACGACAGAAGUAACGACCGAGGCGCCAACCAUAGAGGAAGAAUCGACCGAGGCACCAACGACAGAAGAAUCGUCCGAAGCACCAACCAUAGAAGAAGAAUCGACCGAGGCACCAACGACAGAAGAAUCGUCCGGGGCAUCGACAACGGAAGAAUCGACCGAGGCACCAACGACAGAAGAAUCGUCCGGGGCAUCGACAACGGAAGAAUCGACCGAGGCACCAACGACAGAAGAAUCGUCCGGGGCACUAACAACGGAAGAAUCGUCCGAGGCACCAACCAUAGAAGAAGAAUCGACCGAGGCACCAACGACAGAAGAAUCGUCCGGGGCACUAACAACGGAAGAAUCGACCGAGACACCAACGACAGAAGAAUCGUCCGGGGCAUCGACAACGGAAGAAUCGACCGAGGCACCAACGACAGAAGAAUCGCCCGGGGCACUAACAACGGAAGAAUCGUCCGAGGCACCAACCAUAGAAGAAGAAUCGACCGAGGCACCAACGACAGAAGAAUUGUCCGGGGCACUAACAACGGAAGAAUCGUCCGAGGCACCAACCAUAGAAGAAGAAUCGACCGAGGCACCAACGACAGAAGAAUUGUCCGGGGCAUCGAUAACGGAAGAAACGACCGAGGCACCAACGACAGAAGAAUCGUCCGGGGCACUAACAACGGAAGAAACAUCCGAGGCACCAACGACAGAAGAAUCGUCCGGGCUAUCGACAACGGAAGAAUCGACCGAGGCACCAACGACCGAAGAAUCGUCCGGGGCAACGACAACAGAAGAAUCAUCCGAGGCACCAACCAUAGGAGAAGAAUCGACCGAGCCACCAAUGACAGAAGAAUCGUCCGGGGCAACAGUAACGGAAGAAUCGACCGAGGCACCAACAACGGAAGAAUCGUCCGGGGCACUAACAACAGAAGAAUCGUCCGAGGCAACAACAACGACGGAAGAACCGGCAGAGACACCAACGACGGAAGAACUAACGACAGGACCGCCUUGUAUAAAAGCCCUUGACCUUGGCAUAAUAAUUGACAAGUCCAAGAGCGUGGGGAAACACAAUUUGAAAAAGCUAAAACAGUCUUUGGUAUCAUUUCUCCACCUAUUUGAUGUUUCGGCCGAAGGGACUCACGUUGGAAUGAUCUCGUUCAAUGACAACGCUGAAUUGCUUUUCGAUUUUAAAGACGAUCGCUACCAUACUGAGGAUCAGUUAAAGGAAAGAAUAAAAGAAAUACCUUUGAAACUGGAGCUUAAGACGAGGACCGACUUGGCGCUAACACUGGCAAAGGAGAAGUUGUUCUCAGUGGAAGGUGGCGAUCGACCUGAUGUGCCAAAUGCGUUAAUAAUCUUCACGGAUGGAAAGUCGACGGGCAAGCCUAAGCACAAAGGAUUCGUCCCAAUUCCAAAAACUGUCGAAAGUCUUACUGAGGUUAAAAAGGUUGAGAUGCUUCCUGUCGGAAUCGGGAAGGGUAUAAGAGAAAGAGAAUUGGAGAAACUGGCUGGAGAUAAAGGACACUACUUUCAUAUUGCAAACUUCAAAGAGCUGUGUUCAAUUUUGGAAAGCUUGAAGGACGCCGCUUGUGAUUACAGCCAUAUAAAUGGAGGCCACUACUCCUAUGGUAGAGGACUUCUGGAUGAUCGCAGUAUGCGCUGAGCCCCUCUACACAACGAGCCCACUUUUGGCAGAUGUACCAACUUUUGGUUCAAUAUACCGCACCUUUUCAAAAUAAAAUAAAAUAAAAUAAACUACAUUAAAGACAUAGAGCUCCAUUUCUGCCGCUGGCUUAGUAGUAGAAUUUAUGAAGAUUGGGCCCGCAGUUAGAUUAGUCGAACACUUGAUAUCAAUGCUCAAAGGACCCUAGUCAGCCUGCGGAAUUUUCGAUGCCAUCGAAAUUAUUGAUAUUGUAUGGUGAAGCGAAAUCUUGUUGCUUCAGUUUAAGUCGUAUUCCUGACAGUAUGUUUAAUUAUCUCGUAUUUUCGGAGCGAUUUCCUUCCUUUUGACAUGCAUGCUCAGAAUAAAAUAUAAUAGCCAAACUCUCGCAUGUGAACAAAAACAAAGGUGUGGCUGACUAAGGCCCUUUAAAAUUGAUAACUCACAAAAAAAAUUGUUGAUGAAUAAUGUUUCGUUCGGCGGCAGCACUUUUACUGAGGACAAACAACUGAAGAUAAAGAACUGAAGAUAAACGAAGGACCGACAUUUUACUUAACAACAGUCAAACAACUCCUGAGCACCACCCAAAAAAUCGAAUUAAGAAUAGUUAAAUGUUUUUUAACUACUUUCGACAAUCAUAAAUGCGAUUGUAAUCUAUUUGCCUAUAUGGACACGGCACCAAGUGAGCUCUGUAAAUAUCAUGGGGGUAAUACAUUGUGAACAUAUAUCGUAAAAAUAUAUAUGCACAAAUAAAAGUGGGUCAAGGGGAAAAAAUUUGGUGUUUUUUAUUAGUUACAAUCGGAUAGUUGCCUCUUCGUAAAAACUGGAUUACUGAGGCCCGCCGGUUCAGACGCCGUACUUUCCAUGAGCCGAGUCGAAUCUAGUGAUUUAAUUUUAUCCGUGUACCUUUAGAGGUGUCUGGCGUCCAAGCGAUGUAGCGCGGCAUUUUAAAAUGUAGGUACCUUAAUUAGCUUAUAAAGCUGGCUAUCAGACCAUACCAAAAAUUUUUAAAUAAAAAGCGACCCCUAAAUGUGAUCGUCCGAGUCACCGUUUGAAAGGUACAAGUCAAAGAAAAUUUAGUUUUUCGUUAAAUAAAUUUAAUUUGUUCCUUAGUUUCCGGGCCCAGAACGUCUGCAUAUAAGCCAAGUGGCCCACCAGGCUGGAGCUUAUCCCGGUUUCCGUAGCAUGAAGCGACUAGGAGUGUUUCUACUAU
This is a messenger RNA of Orbicella faveolata, 4816 nucleotides long. RefSeq lists its product as uncharacterized. Lineage: Eukaryota; Metazoa; Cnidaria; Anthozoa; Scleractinia; Merulinidae. The record is from RefSeq and is a predicted model, not a curated record.